UAUUUUUCAGAGCCAUGUAUUUUGAUAGAGUUAGCGGUCUAGUGUGUACAUAGGAGUUUGUGAUGGUCGGUGAUCGCGACAUUCGCGACGCGAGCACGUAGCCUCGGGUCCCUCAGGUUGAAAACAGCUCGUCUUUGGUUCGGCCGAGAGUCGCGGCACAGGGAGGAAUCGACGAUGUCGUUCGGCAGCGGUUUCGGGACGUCCACGUCCACGUCCGCGCCCACGUUCGCCUUCGGCACCACGCCGGCGUCCACGGCGACGCCGGUUAAGCCUGUGGCAGGAUUUGGAACGCCCUCGUUCGGGUUCAGCGUACCGACCACCUCGACGCCAAGCCUGUUCGGCACGCUGUCGACGCAGCCGACAGGAUUCGGCACCGGCACCGCCACCGGAUUCGGCAGCCCGACCGCCGCCGGCUUCGGUAACGCGCCCAGCACGGGCUUCGGCUCCGCGCCCGCGUUCGGCGCCACGCCCACCAGCACCUUCGGCUCGGCGCCGGCUUUCGGUAGUACUCCCGCCGCCUCCACGGCCACUGGAUUCGGCACAAUCUCGACAUUCGGCUGCACCCCCGCCAGCGCCCCCGCUUGCUUCGCUGGCUUCGGAACAGCGACGACGUCGACGCUGAGCUUCGGGGGCUUCGGUGGAUUCGGGACGACCACCACCACGUCUACGCCUAGCUUGUUUGGCGGAUUUGGCACUACGAACAUCGCCCCAACCGGCUUCGGCACGUCCACGGGUUUCGGUGCAUUCGGAAGCAAGCCGGCUACCACCAGCGGUACCCCUGGAUUCGGUGGAUUUGGAACGGGGACAGGAUUCGCUGGAUUUGGUACUGGACCGGCACAGCCUCAGCAGCCUACAAAGUCAGAGGCUCUCUAUAAUGCUGUGUUCAAUUGCCAGUUGUACAAUGACGAACGAGAUAAUACCAUUGCUAGGUGGAAUCUUAUUCGGGCGUUGUGGGGUACAGGAAAAGCAUAUUAUUCCAUAAACGCCCCGCCUAUAGAUCUUACUCAGGAAAAUUCGUUGUGCAGAUUCAAAGCCAUCGGAUACAGUCGUAUACCUGAUGCUGACAACAACGAUGGUUUAGUAGUAUUGUGCUUUAAUAAGAAAGAAAAGGAUGUACAGGAUGGGAAACAGCAGUUGAUAGUAUUUCUCAAUGGUUUGUUGGGGAAUAAGCCCAAUCUGAUCGUAACCGUGGAUAAUGUAAAGUCAACGGGAGAGAACAAGAGUCAAGUGACAACAUACGUGUCGGAAAAAGGAAUCACCGGUUCCUACAGAAAGAUCCCUGCCAACGAAUUGGUCGCGUACCUGUCGCAGGUGAUGCAGAAACAACAGUUAGUACAGAACGGGGUCGAAGAUGUAUUUCCGCUGGUGAAACUUGAUCCGUCGCAGCUAAAAGAGUACCUGGAUAAUCCACCCUGUGCUAUCGACGCGAGAUUAUGGAAGCAAGCGCAGUUGGACAAUCCCAAUCCGGAGCUGUAUAUUCCGGUUCCUAUAGUCGGCUUCCAGCAAGUUAAGCACAGAUUAAAGUGUCAAGAGGAGGAAACUGCUAGACAUAGAGCGUUUCUAGAUUUGGCGGCUGAAAAAAUACAAGGCUUGCAAAGGCAGCACACGGCUACGCAGGCCCGACUCAAGGAACAUAGGCGUGCGUUAUUGGAACUUCAACACAAGGUUCUACAGUUGCUGGUACGGCAGGAGAUUACGCGAAAAGUUGGAUUAGCCUUACAACCGGCAGAGGAAGGUUUAACACGCAGGUUCGAAGCGAUGCAUUCGCAAAUCAGUGCUCCAACGCAAUACAAAGGUAGAAUUAGUGAAAUGCUUUCUCAGCUUAGAAUGAGGCGGCACAUUGAUAUUCAGAAUCAAGAGAGGUAUACAAUGGACCCAAUAGCACAGGACGAUAUUAAAACAUAUUUAAGUAUGGAACAGCAGGGAAUGGCGCAGCUUAUUUCGACAAUAAAUGCGGAUUUAGAAAGCUUGAAAAUCAUUAAGGAUGGAAUGUCAGAGCUUUUAAUAACUCAAAGUAUAUCAUGAGGAUUGUAAUAUGUAAUAAAAUUUGUUCACACAUCUUCUAUACAACUGAAA
Vollenhovia emeryi is the source of this 2076-nucleotide messenger RNA. It is a transcript of the gene Nup54, whose product is annotated as probable nucleoporin Nup54. NCBI's taxonomy places the organism in Eukaryota, Metazoa, Arthropoda, Insecta, Hymenoptera, Formicidae. The record is from RefSeq and is a predicted model, not a curated record. The transcript has 5 exons. Gene Ontology annotation, cellular component: nuclear pore; nuclear pore central transport channel. Bases 175 to 2025 code for a protein of 616 amino acids. Gene Ontology annotation, molecular function: structural constituent of nuclear pore. Gene Ontology annotation, biological process: NLS-bearing protein import into nucleus; nuclear pore organization; protein localization to nuclear inner membrane.